Marchantia polymorpha subsp. ruderalis is the source of this 1429-nucleotide messenger RNA. NCBI's taxonomy places the organism in Eukaryota, Viridiplantae, Streptophyta, Marchantiopsida, Marchantiales, Marchantiaceae. The record is from the annotation of a GenBank genome assembly.
ACUGACUGGACCGACCGACGGUGUUGGGAAGGGAACUACGCGCGUAAUGCAUACUACGUGACUGGGAACGCAGUCUAGGGCGAGUCUGUCACCUCCUCGUUCCACGCUUCGUUCUCGGGCGACGCAAUUCCUUUGCACUUUCGACGACAAAAUUGUCAAUUUCUUGCAGGCCUUGCUCUGGAGUGCGAGAUUCGCCGAGACAUUUCACAUCGGCUCUGUCGACACGAGACCUCCGUCACUCAGAUUUGCGACAGGGGUCGCCUUUGUAUCCAAUUUUCUCUUUUGAGAAGAGGGUUGCUAAUAGUUCCACUCCAUCUUCGCACGAAUUAUGGGAGGAUCGAUUCUGGAAUAGGUGUAAGUGCUUUCCACCGUCUGCGAUAAGAAGAGGUCAAGAUGAGGCAGCUCAAAUUUCACGAGCAUAAACUGCUGAAGAAGGUCAAUUUUUUGGAAUGGAAGAAAGAUCAGAGCUUCCGGGAGACGAAAGUAAUGCGCCGGUAUCAUAUCACGGGUCGUGAAGACUAUCACAAGUACAACAAAAUGUGUGGCAUGGUCACCAAAUUAGUCAAUAUUAUCAAGAAGCUGGAUGCUAAGGAUCCUUUUCGCAUAGAAAUGACUGAACAACUUCUUGACAGAUUAUACAAUAUGGGUGUUAUACCAACGAAGAAGAGUCUCGCCUUGUGUGACAAGUUGUCAGUCUCUUCGUUCUGCCGAAGGAGGUUAGCAGUGGUAAUGAUGAGGUUAAAAUUUGCUGAAAACAUGAAAGAGGCUACAACUUUCAUAGAGCAGGGACACAUUCGUGUCGGCCCGGACACCAUUACGGAUCCAGCUUUCUUAGUAACAAGGAAUAUGGAGGACUUCGUGACGUGGGUAGAUACAUCGAAGAUCAAGAGGAAGGUCGCGGAGUACAACGACCAGCUAGAUGAUUACGAUCUUCUUAACUAGAUCGGAACAGUUUUUGUUAAUGCUGUUAAAUAGGCAAUAACUAUACGGUGACCUGAUCUUGUGGAGUCAUUGACGAUUGGAUUGGAAGUUUGCACUCAUCGGUUGUGAUGAUGGCAAAACAACUGGAGUGUGUGUUUCUGGUUCUUCUCCAUAAAGAUAUAAGCUGAACACGAGCCAGAUCGUGGCUGUUUAGUGUUCAACUUUGUAAAAGCGGGGGCUCUGUUGGUUUACUUCAUUUAGAAGGCCGAGAAUAGUGUAGUCAUUCUUGAUGUAGAGAUCUGAAACAGAGGGAAAGGUAAUAGGAAGGAAUGGCGCCUCAGUGGACCUUUUUCUCCGUCAGCUGCUGUGCUGUGCACACCUAGUGUUAGGCGACAGCUGCACAGUGGAUUGGUGCCUCCAGCAUAUUCACGGUUAAGAUUGUUCCUGGAUAUGUCUGGAGAUUAUCAGGUGUACAAUUUUGCGUUGAUAUAGAAGGAAGUCUCUUUCG